CCACAGGAUGGUGUAGCGGCGAUGAACGAACACAGCGGCAGGUGGUUGGCUGGGGUGGCGGGCCGCCCUUGCCAGCCCUGCCGCACCUUCCUGCUCCUGCUGGCGCUGCUGCUGCUAGUGAGGGCCACAGCAGGUGUCACCUCGGAGCCUCAGCACGCCAGGAGUCAGGUCACGUCCCUCCAAACACACCGGGUCGUGUCCUCCUCCACAGUGCCAAGCUGCUUCGACAAUACAGAAUUUCAUCGUGAGGUCAAGCCGCAACGCCUCUAUGUUGACGAGAAGGAACAGCCACUGACAAUGUUGACCUCGAGCCGCGUCCCCCAACAGUUGAUGACCCGUAUGGUGGCGAUCUUCCUGAAGGAGUUGCUUGGCUACGUCAACCUCACCAUCACCACCGUACCCGACACCUUUGAUCCAGGCCGAGUUAUUAAUGAAAUGAAACCCGAUAAGCAAGAUAGCAGCAGCAGCGGGCCUCUGCCGUACGUGAACUGGGGCGCCUCGCCCUUCAUCUACGAGUUCUCGGUGGUCAACGGGACGCUGGUCGUGUUCGCCAAUAGAAGCAGCAUGGAGGUAAGGAUACCUAAAGCCAUGGUGAGCCUCGAGGUGUGGAUACCGCCAGGCUACAACGUGGAGUCCCUCACCACAGACUUUGAGACCAGCAGCUACCUUGGAUCAGGCGGACGGUUUGGGUGGUUCAUGCCUAAGAGGUUACUGCGACCUGAUUUCAUCGUUGAGCACUGGAGGUCCUUCACCAGUCCAAAUUCCCCAACUCUCAAACUGUUUUCUAGGACUCAAGAUGAAUUGAACACUCUGUCGUUUAAAAUGAGAGACCCAACAACUGGGGAGUUUUACUGCCCCGAGAGUCUGGGGUGUGAAGAUGGCCUGUAUGUUCCCUCUAGAUGCAGUGCUCAUCAACCAUGUGCUGUCCUCUUUGCUUCAUAUGCAGAUUAUAAUGUGACAAAGUUCCUUCGUGGUCAGAUUGAGGCCAUGAAAGCAUAUGUAAUUGUGUCUUGGAUUGGACCAAACCUCAAUCACAAAUUCAUAAAGAACAACAGUGAUCUGUCCGGGCUUGAGGGUGAAGAAGAACGUUCAAUUCUCAUCUUCCACUGGUGGCCGUCUGUGCUGCUCCAGCCGUUUGACUUUAUAUCUGUUUCCUUUCCGCCGUGCAUAGACAGAACCAUUAAAGCUGAUGGUGAUUCUCCAUAUCAGUGCAAAUACGAGAUGCAUCGGUUCCAUAAAUUUUUAUGGAAGAAAUUGAAGAGAUAUGCAAAAUUUGCAUAUAAUGCCUUCCACAAGGUGCAGGUAAACCACACAGACUUCAUGGAUCUCUUGGACACUUACAACAUGUGGAAAAACAAGUCAUCCUUGGCUCUUGAUGAGGUCGCCUGUCACUGGAUGAAGAACAACAAGCAACGAUGGUUGACAUGGCAACCGGGCAGUACUCUGCACCAACUGAAGAUGGUCGGUCUCUUUCCAAUCUCCACCGAAAAAAAAAACAGACGCAAGUUUAUCGCUCCCGGCAAUGUUCCUGCGUAUUUCAUGGCAGUUGAGGCCGUCAACAAAAAUAAAAGCAUCCUUACUGAUUUUGAAAUUCAUCCCAUUGUGUUAAACGGAGCGUGUGAGCCAGCCAUGGUGAUGAGGCAGUUCAUAGAGAUUCUCCAAAUGUCUUCUAGUCAGGGAUUCUACAAUAAUAUGAUUGGGUUUGUGGGUCCAGCAUGUUCUGAUACAGUUGAACCAAUCGCUGGUGUGUCAAAAUACUUCAAUGUGCCAAUAAUCUCGUAUGGUGCUGAAGGCGCCAUAUUUUCAGAUCAAGACCAUUAUCCAUACUUUUUUAGGACUAUUCCAGAAAAUAAGAUUUUCCGAUACGUGUACUCCUCCUAUUUUAAGAGAGAAGGGUGGAAGAGAGUUGCAUCACUCACAGAAAAUGGACAGAGGUACUCAGAAUACUUGACGCUUCUUCGUGAUAAACUGCAGGAAGAUGGUAUUGAGCUGGAAACCCUUAAGUAUCCCCAGGAGAGAAAGACACCUGACAUGACUCAGUAUCUCCUGGACUUGAAGAACAAAAACUAUUACAUCAUCAUUGGCGACUUUUACCAAGAUGUUGCUCGAGAAGUUAUAUGCGACGCCUACCAUCUGAAGAUGACUGGCCAUCAGGCUUACCUGUGGUUCCUCCCCCACUGGUUCUCGGCCGACUGGUAUGAUGUAGACAAGGUGCCAAGUUACACCAAGUGCACGACGGCUCAGAUGCACAGCGCUCUCCAGGGACACAUGUCACUCUCAUACAAAUAUUUUGCUGAAGAUAAUGACAUUAUGCAAGAAGGAAUAACAGUUGCAGAGUGGAGGAAACUUUACAGUCAGCGAAUUAACACUACUGUUAAAACAAAAAAUGCAUCAGAGUCCGACUAUGCUGGCUUUACCUACGACGCCGUGUGGACCUACGCUCUGGCCUUGGAUAAUCUGUUCAAGAAGGAUCCAUCGUACGCUGCUGACCUUAGAGCAACAAGCACCAUUGGGGCAUUCAUGAAGGAGAUAUCAGCAAUAUCCUUUAAUGGAGUGUCUGGUCACAUCAACUUUUCCUCCGGUGCCUCAAGGAUGACGGACAUCAUAGUGUGGCAGUUUCAGAACAAGGAGUAUGUUGAGGUCGGCCGCUUUCAUCCUCCUCCUUCAGUAUCUGACACUGGAGAAGACAAGGAGAUUGAUUUCAACUUCAAAAUAAAUAAGGAUCGGUUUCUAUGGCCAACCGGGGAAAAACCAGUAGAUGGCAGCACAUGUGCAAUACAGGCGUUCAGUGAGUUUGUGAAUCUGGAAUGUGCAUAUGCCUUAAUUGUCCUGUGUACGCUGUGCUUUGGCGGCCUCAUACUACUGCUUUUCAUCUGCUUCUGCAUAUUUAAGAGGAGGUAUGAAAAGAAACUUGAACAAAUACAAGAAUUGUGGCGUCGGCGACCAUUGUUUGAGAUAUUCGAUGGUUGGGAGAUUCCAAGAGACAAAGUUGUCAUCAAUCGCAAGCUUGGUGAAGGAGCAUUUGGAACGGUGUAUGGAGGGGAGUGCCAGUUUGAUACUGAGGGAUGGGUGGCCGUAGCAGUCAAGACGCUCAAGGUUGGUUCUACCAUAUCUGAAAAGUUGGAUUUUCUCUCUGAAGCCGAGAUGAUGAAAAACUUUGAACAUGAAAACAUUGUUCGUCUCUUAGGAGUCUGCACAAAAACUGAACCUAUCUACACAGUGAUGGAGUUUAUGUUGUAUGGUGACCUCAAAGUAUAUCUUCUUGCCAGAAGAAAUUUGGUAAAUGAAAAGAAUCGAAAUGAUGAUGAUGAAGUGAGCAACAAGAGGUUAACUUCAAUGGCACUAGAUAUUGCACGAGGUCUUGCAUAUUUGGCAGACCUGAAAUUUGUUCACAGGGAUGUUGCUUGCCGGAAUUGCCUGGUCAAUGCAAACAGAACUGUAAAGCUCGCUGACUUUGGCAUGACAAGGCCAAUGUAUGAAAACAAUUACUACAAGUUUAAUCGUAAAGGUAUGUUGCCUGUGCGAUGGAUGGCGCCUGAAUCCCUGACAGAAGGCGUCUUUACAACAAUGAGUGACAUUUGGUCGUACGGUGUUUUGCUGUAUGAGAUCGUCACGUUUGGAGCAUUUCCUUUCCAGGGAAUGUCAAAUGACCAGGUGUUGGAGCAUGUGAAGGCUGGCCAUACUAUUGCCAUACCAAGAGGAAUUAAACCUCAGCUGGAUGUGCUGCUGAAGACUUGCUGGCAUCGUGUGCCAUCAAGAAGGCCACAAGUGUUACAAAUUAUUGAGCACUUGAUCGCCUACCCACGACUGAUAUCACCGUCCCUGGAUGGGCCCCAGUCUUCAGUGCAGAUUGAAGACACUGUGUCACUGGAGAUGAGAAUUCCAGAUAAGACAAGAAAAUUGUCUCUGUCGAUUAACAACCGCCUGCAGAACGUGGCAUCCUCGAGCAGAAAGCGGUCAAUGAGUGGAAAUAUGGUGAUGAAUAUUCCACCCCUCACAACGAGUUUAAGCGAAGAUGGCAUGAUAUCUGCGCAUUCCAAUUUGGACGCUCUUAAUUUAAAUCAUGUGAUGGUUGAAGAAAAUGAAAUGGGAGAGGACCCUUUACUGCCCCCUGCCCAGUAUGUCUCCUCAAGGUAUAUGUCUUUAACACCAAAGGAACACAAGGAGAAAGAAAAAGAAAGUUUAGUGAGCAGACAGCAGGGGGACUACUGCACCACUGAUAUAUCUCGUGAUUUAUGGACUAAUGUCACGCCUGUAUAGGGAAAGGCUAACCUAGGCAUACCUAAGUGACCAAAGUAGUGUUCUAGUGGUUUAGAUUGCAGAUUUAUUGCUAUAUAUUGAAGUUCCCUAUUGAGGAACUCUAGACCAGAUCUUAGCAGCAAAGCAUGUGUGAUGUACUCAAAUGCUAAUCUUUUUCUGGUCAUUCUAUUUUAUAUUAUUUAAGUGGUAUUUAUAAAAUUUUGUUACUCAAGAUGAUGUAGAUAUUCCUAUAAAGCACUACAAGAUGCUUGCUGAUAAUGGCUCGCACUCUUGCGCUGUGGGUAUCAACACUGCAGAUGGCGUCUAUCAGUAUUAUCUCAUUAUGCAAGGGGAUUCGUAUGCAAGCUCUGAUGCAAUAUGAAUCAUUGUUUUAAGACAGCUAUCAUGUGCCAAUGCUGAAGAUGAAACCUCGCGGGUGAACAGCAGUUGUUGCUGUGUAUUGAAGCAAUUCUGCAGCUCCUGGCCCACAAUAUUCCUCUCACCCCCUUCUUCACUAUAGGUAUUGUUGAUCAUGUGACUUUGUGAUGUGAUUUAUUAAUACAGAGCUCUUGGGGUCUUAGAGCAUUCUUUUGCUGAUUUCUUAAGAAAGUUAAGCAUUUAGUUUAUUACUAAAUACAAUGCCAAAGCUUUUAGUUUAUAUAUUUCACCAUCAUUUCUUGCAUGUUUUUCAAGAUUUUGUUUCUUGACACUGUAACAGGGUAACUUUCUUCAACUUAUUUAUCUCUGGUAUAUCAUGAAGCAUCAUACUUCACAUUAAAAAGAAUAAUUUUUAUGUUGCAAAUAAUUUGACCAAUUUAUGUAUGUUAACCAUUCUCUGAUUAUAUUAACAAAAACUGGUGCAGAUUUAUCCAAGUGUUGAAAGUAUUAAGUACAGGUACUUGAUCUCUCUCUCUCUCUUACAAGUGAAUAUUUUUUGGCGUUAUCUCAAACCAGUAUGCAAUUUUAUCAAAGAAAAUGAGAGAGGAGAUUCUGUGUGUUUUCCUGGAAUAUCUUAUGAAUUUGACUUAGUUUUGAAGCUAACAAUGAUGCAAUAACUGAGAGCACACUAUUAUCAUUGACAACUCCACUUGACUUUACUGUCAUUGAAGUGAAACAGUUUUGUCUUCCUUUUAUGUUCUGUCUGUCUGUGUGUCACCUCAGAACAGACACCAUACCAGGACAUAAACCGUCUCCAAAUAAUACUGAAAAUAUAAUGUAGAGGAUAAAUAAAUGUCUCGCUUUUUAAGACUGUAAAUCAAUUGAAAUCUUUAUAACAAGAUAUUCUCUGUAGUCACCAUAAUGUUAUAUAACUACGUAGUGACAGCGAUGAUGCUUAAUAUCAAUGCUCUGCAGAAAAUGCUAAAUUAGAUGUCAAUCCAGAGUUAAUAAAAUAGCCCACGAUUAACACCUUCUUAACUGCAGACCAAAACUGUGGUAUUAACACACUCUUGGGUGAGGUGUGACUACUGUACCAUGAUUUCAGUUUGUGGUAAAGAUGGCAGUGAUACUGAAAAUUGGUUAAAUGUAAUCAUUCUCAAGUAGAUGCAACAGACAUUUAGGUUGUGGUGUUAGGUGCAAAGUGGUGGCCUAAGUGUGUGCUGCUGGACUGAUACGGGUCAUGUGGGUUGAAGGCCGCAAAUAUGAGCUUCUCUCAGCUUCACUGCUCCCCUGUGGUCAUUAUUGUCAUAGUGAUAAAUGUGGUAUAAGGGUCACUAUGCUAGGUAUGUGCUAAGCACACACAUCUACAUAUGUACAGUGCUAUAGCUUGUAGGAUCUAAUCAUGCAUAACACAGUGUACAUGCUUUCAUCUUUCAUCACCAAAUUCUUGUUUUCACAGCAGUCGUGAAAAAGGUUGUGUACAUCUAAUUUGUGUAAUUGAGUUAUUUUCUAAUCUUUGCUUGUAGUAAGCAAUGCUUAAUUUAUAAUAACUGCCUCUUGUCCUGACAGUUGCAGCUGUUCGUACGCCAUGAAUAAUAAGGUUGGCUACUUAUUGUAGUUUGUAGAGCUAUCUUGUAGUACCAGAUAAAUCCCCAAAACUUGGUUUAAAAUUUUUGAAAUUUGUAUCAAGAUGUUUCACAAGUCUCAGGUCUCAUGUGGAGGGAUUAACUGGCUUGUCAUCAACCCCUUAGAAUUUUUAUUAUUUUUUUUUUUUUUACAGUUAAACUUUACUAUUUAGCUCUUAACCUGGGGAGACUGAGGAAAACUUACAUACUUGCCAUCUACAGUUCAGUGCCAAGGAGGGAGGAGGGAUUGACCUACUUAUACAUAAUGUACAGCAUAUGUUAGUACAGUGGUCCCUGUUGCUAUGGAUGUACAGGUAUUGCUAAGGCUGCCAUGUUUGAAGUAUCCUAAUGACAACAAAAACAAUAUGCCUUAUUAAUGGAAAAAUUCAUAAAAUAUGACAGACAACUUUCUAUUUUCCAAAGAACUUUGUGUACUGUGAAUAGACAGGAAAGUGAGAACAUUAACCAAGAACUUUAUAAUACUUGUUUCAGUUAUUCUUUCUCAGCAGUUUUGAAAAAUCCAGUUUGUCCAGAUAUAGUGUGCAGAAACAGCAGUGUGUACUGAGGUUACUUGACAAGUGUGGUUGUCCAAGAAGAAUUCUUUGCUCAUAUCACAACUGUGUAUGAGGAGGAUGUUGUUUGUCACUAUCAGAAAGAAAUUACCUGGCUUUUCUGUUACUUCCCAACAUCACUUUUUCUGGGUCACUACAGAGAUGUUGAUUUCAGUACUGUAGUGUAAUAUUGAGAUCUUGCCUGAGGAGGCCUUAUGGGGGUACAGUACAGUUGUGGUCAAACUUGAGUCAGUACUAUUGGCAAGAUGUGGUGUAUUGAUGUAUUUAUUUUGGUAAGGGGAUUGGAACUCUUCUGGUUACAUACUCAGAUUUUUCUUUGUAUUAUAAUAUAUUUUUAUGUUGUUAUUCAGGUAUAAUUGAUAAUGAAAACCCGCAUUUACUGGCUAUAAAUUACAAUAAUGACAUAGAUGACCCACAAGUAAAUGCCACAUAUGACCAAGUGUCAAAUGAAUUGUGGCAGCAGCUGUACCUCUGAAGAACAAUACAUCACUGCCUUACCUUGUCACUGUGGUUAUACCAGAGCGUAGUGAGCCAGAGCUGUUAGUAUUCUGUCACAUCAGCUGCAUGAGGAGCCAGAUCAUAACAAGAGAUGAUAACCAGUCAAGACCUGUGCAAGUUUGGGUAAUGAAUAUAAACAGAAAAGAGUUUUAUUAAUGUGCCAUAUUUGUUUUCUGUAAAAAAAAAUCAACCGAACCACACAUGUACAGUACUUUGGUGUCUUGAUAUAUACUUCAAACAUGGUAAUGCCCGUCUGCUAAAAGAACAGUGCUAACUUGAGUAGGUACUGAGGAACAUCUGCAAUCCAGGUUUAUUUCACCUCACCUUCCGAAGAAUCUUCCUCAAGAACUUCAACAAUGCCUCUCCCUGAUGCAUCCCUAAGGACCUUGUGGGCAUUCAUACCAGUUAUCUGUUGAAUAAUGCACACUAUAAAUAUUUCAAAGGUCUCUUAUUUUCCAAUCUUUGUGCAAGUUGACUUUUAUGUUAAAGACUAUUUUGUAUAACAGUAAGAUUUUAUUUUGUACUGUAUCAGGAAAUGUUAGGUCUGAUAAUUCCUUCAACCAUAAGUAAGUAAGAUGAGAUUAUUUUUUUAACUUGUUUGUAAAAGAAUAACGAGUUUGACUUACGACUGGGGAUGAGUACAGUACCCGGCACAGUUCUUUCCAUCUUCUUACAUUAAUUUGAAAAUGAGUUUAUUUAUUCUGUCCAAAAAUUACUUGGUUAAAGAGAGUUUUAAUUUUCUUAUGCAAGAUACUUUAUAUGUUUUAGUUUUAAGAAACUAAUAACUGCAGAUCAUGAACAUGGGUAAUUAAUAGUUUCCAAUUGUAGGUAAAUGUGUUCUACUAACUGUUCAGUCAGUUGCCAGUCUUGACUGUGUGCUGGAGGCACAGUUUGGUUUCACUACACCAGUCAACAAAUUUAAUCAGAUUUGUGUCUACCAGUUUACCAAGUGGCUACCGGUGAUGAGUGUAUUUGUUUCCUCAAACUUGUGAAAUAUAUUUUAUCCAAAUUUGUACAGGAAGGAAAAGAUUAAGUUUUGCCUGUAGAUACCAGAUGUUACUUGUUGAAAUUUAUUAUUUUACAGUUUUGAAUUUGCUGAAAUUUAUUGAAAUGAACAUUUAAAUGUAUAAAUAUGUAAUGAAUUUUUAUACAUAAAUUUAUGUUAAUCACUAUACACUAUGUGUAAAUAAAAUAUAAGAGAGAUGUUUAUUUAAAUAAACUAAAUCAAUAAUAUUUAAAUGGAGCUGAUAGUGAUGUAAAUAUACGUCAUCCCUGACAACUUGUACAUAGUGAAUGAUCAGGAACUUGUGUUCUUAGCCAUAUCUGAGAAAACUAGCUGGAUCUUGAGUUGCUGACAGUAGAAAUAGAUUUAAUUGUGUUGCUCAGAAUUCAUCUUUUUCUGACUUAGUAAUUCAAAAUAACUCCCUGAAUUAUGGUACAGUACAGGAAAAUUUCUCCCAUGCUCGCAGGCGGGCAGUUCCAGCAUACAGUACAGUACUGUAAUGUAUACUGUAUUGUACUGUACUGUACUUGCAUGUUGAGGAACUGGAAGUGAAGUCAGAUAUUCUGGGUUUAUAUUUAACAGCACUGACAGAGGAGAAGUAGAAAUAGAAAACUAAUGUAUUGUAAGAGAGAGAUGAGUGUUGGGGGAGGUAGAAGUUAGAUGUGGAAUAUACAUGAAGCUUGCAUGAAGGCACCCAAUAGAUUGACCAUUCUGUAUGACUGUGAAUCUAUACACUUUCCAAAGCAAAGAAUACACCAAGAUUGAGAGCAGUAGCUAUAAGAGAUUUAUACAGUAUUAUAGAAGUUAAGAAGCUUGGUAAGGUAAAGUAUGGUGGUAGGAGAAAUAUUUGUGGAAUUGAAACCCUUUGAGAAAUGAAUGGGUUAAGAGACUAUGAAUAUGUGAAGCUCAAAUGUUGAUGUCUAGGUUGAUACAGUUGAUUUAAUGCACAUCAGGUGGUAGACUAUGCAAGAGAGAAUACAGUCAAGUGAUAUACAUGGAACGGAAUCGUCGUGGAUUAAGAUGGAACAGUGAAAUGAGGUUAAGGAGUGAAUGGGGAUAGAAGGAUGAAUGAAAUUGGUGAAUGAAUCAGCUAAAUGGGUAAAUGAAAUAGUUGUGAAGAGAUGAGAUAAAGUUAUGUAUAUGUCCUUAACAACUUUUUUUGUUUUUCUCUGAGUUGAGGAAUUAUUGAACUAUUUCAACUUUGUGAAUUAUUUUUCUUGUAAACUGCUUCCCUUUUUUGAGGUAGGCUGGACCUGUGCCUCUCCGUGUACUUGCAUUAUGUACGUAGUUGAUGGCUGUAUGGGUUUUGUCAGUGAUUUAUUGACACAUUUAGUCCUCCCGGUGAUUUAUUAGCUGUAGGGAUUAUUCCGGUGAUUUGAUAUCGUAUGGAUUUUUCCCGGUGAUUCAUUGUCUUAAUUUAUCUUAUCUGCUAUGUGUCAUUAAUAAGUAUAAUGUACAUAACUCUUUACCGUUCCCCAGGAGACUGCAGACAUCUUAAACCUCGUAAAUGAACUUAAAAAAAAACAAAAAACAAAAUAUCAACUCUUAAUCCUCUUGUCGUUAGUUUAAGAAAGCUACUUUAUAUGUGAUAUUUCUGUUUCCAGUUUCCUGUCUACAUUGAUUAUCGACUAUUGUCAUUCCUGUUAUGUUUUUUUCACCUUAUGUAUUCUCAAAAUUUCUUAAGUAUUUCUAUGUAUUUCUCUAAUGUGGAUUUGUUGGAUUCAUACUGUAUUUUUUUCUUGACAAGUCAUUUUCUUUAGAGAUUUGUAAAGAGUGAAGGGAGAAGCCUUUAUUGUACUCUGAGGAUAGUCCAACAUUUCUUCAACACACACACUCUGCCUCCAACACACACUCUGCCAUCCAACACACACA
Homarus americanus (American lobster) is the source of this 10187-nucleotide messenger RNA. RefSeq names its product receptor-type guanylate cyclase gcy-1-like. Bases 22 to 4260 code for a protein of 1412 amino acids. Gene Ontology annotation, biological process: G protein-coupled receptor signaling pathway; multicellular organism development; positive regulation of kinase activity. Gene Ontology annotation, molecular function: transmembrane receptor protein tyrosine kinase activity; G protein-coupled receptor activity; ATP binding. The transcript is spliced from 24 exons. Gene Ontology annotation, cellular component: membrane; signaling receptor complex. NCBI's taxonomy places the organism in Eukaryota, Metazoa, Arthropoda, Malacostraca, Decapoda, Nephropidae. The record is from RefSeq and is a predicted model, not a curated record.